AUGUCCCGCCGCCAAGAGGUGCUACUGGCUGUCGUGGCCGCCCUGUCCGUGCUCCUGGGAGCGCCGGCGGGGGCUGCGCCGACGACCGCCGGCUCCGGGAACGCCGUGAACCAGUUCCCGGAGGGCUUCCUCUUUGGCGCCUCCUCCGCAGCUUAUCAGAUUGAGGGCGGUUGGAACGCUGACGGGAAGGGCGAAAGCAUAUGGGACAGGCUGCUUCACACUUUCCCGAAUCUAACAACUGACGGCAGAAAUGGAGACGUUGCUGCCGACUCCUAUCACAAGUACAAGGAAGAUGUGGAGGCCUUAGCCAGCAUAGGGGCGAACUUCUACCGAUUCUCCAUCUCCUGGCCGAGGAUCCUGCCAACAGGUGACACCAACGUUAUCAACCAGGCUGGAAUUGACUACUACAACAACUUGAUCAACGCCCUCUUAGAGAAGGGCAUACAACCGCUGGUCACCAUAUACCACUGGGAUCUACCAUUUGAGCUACAGAAACUGGGUGGAUGGACGAAUCCAAGAAUCGCAGAAUACUACGUCCAGUACGCGAAAGUUCUCUUCGAAAACUUCGGUGACAGGGUGAAGCUGUGGAUCACGAUAAACGAACCGGACAUGUUCACCAAGGGCUACGCGACAUGGGGCCAGCAGGCGCCCAGCGUGAACGCGUCGGGCAUCGGCGACUACCAGGCCGGCCACACCGUGCUGCUGGCGCACGCCGGCGCCUGGCACCUCUACGACAAGCACUUCCGGCCCACACAGAAAGGCAAAAUCGGCAUCACGCUGAACAUUGAUUGGUCGGAGCCCGCCACGGAUUCUGCUGACGACGCAGAGGCGGCCGAAAGGUCACUACAAUUUACGGGCGGCCUGUUUGCACACCCUAUUUUCUCGUCGGAAGGAGACUACCCUUCAGUGGUGCGGCUGCGAGUGGAUGCCAACAGCAAGGCCGAGGGCAGAGGGGUGUCCAGGCUGCCUUCCUUCACCCCUAGUGAAGUCGAGUACAUCAGAGGAACAUCUGACUUUUUCGGGCUGAAUCACUACACAAGCUGGUACGUGGCUGACGGAGUCGAGGGCACAGUUCCCUCCAAGACGUAUGACUCAGGAACCAUCACCACCCCCAUGACAGAGUAUCCACUAACGUAUUCUGUUUGGCUCAGGAUGAUUCCGUCUGGUAUCCGUAAGAUAGUCAACUGGGUGUCGAAGACAUACCCGGGUCACCCAAUCCUCAUCACAGAGAACGGCUGCAGUGACGAUGGAUCUACUCUAGAUGACCAGCAGCGCAUCGAAUACUACACGGGCUACCUCAGCGAAGUGGUAAAGGCCAUUAACGUGGACGGAGUGGACGUGAUCGGCUACAGCGCUUGGUCCAUCAUCGAUAACCUCGAGUGGAUGGCCGGAUACACGAAUCACUUUGGUGUCUUCCGCGUGGAUUAUGACGACCCAGACCGUCCCAGGACCGCUAAAGCAUCAGCAAGUGUCCUGAAGAAGAUCUACGAAUCUAACUCGGUGCCGCUGGAAUAUUUCACCCCUGAUUCCUCUAGCACUUAACUUCCUCGUUCCAUAUAUUGUACAUAGAUAAAUAAA
Messenger RNA from Schistocerca piceifrons (Central American locust), 1578 nucleotides. RefSeq names its product myrosinase 1-like. Gene Ontology annotation, biological process: carbohydrate metabolic process. The coding region runs from base 1 to 1542 and encodes 513 amino acids. The record is from RefSeq and is a predicted model, not a curated record. Gene Ontology annotation, molecular function: beta-glucosidase activity. Lineage: Eukaryota; Metazoa; Arthropoda; Insecta; Orthoptera; Acrididae. The transcript is spliced from 11 exons.